AAACGCCGACCUUCGCACACCGCACCAUGGCACACGCAGGCAUCAAGACGGUCAUACUUCUCUCCUUCGUGUUGGCCGUGGGGUUCCUGCUUAUCAUCCUCUCUUGCGCACUCUGGGCGAACUGGCUGCCUCUUCUUGUUGCCCUGACAUUUGUACUCGCACCCCUUCCCAAUGCACUGUCUGCGAGCUGCGGAGGCGACGAAUUCUCCGCCGACUACGACGGUCCAGGACGAAGUGACAUUGGCCGCUUUAUAACCGCGACAAUUGUAGUCACUGGCUUUGCAUUCCCUCUUGUGUUGGCGCAUUCAGAGGUAAUUCGACCAGGAGCAUGCGUCAUGUCGAUCGCGGGCGGAGCUCUGGUCUACGGAACCAUCCUCGCAUACAGUGCUACAUUCAAGCAGGAAGACUCUGAAUUUGACUAAAUAACUUAUGUUGCUACCAACUAGUUGGAAUGCUGUACAUUACUGGGGCAUUCCAAUGAGAUCUCGUGUACUCUAUGGUGCACGGCCUUACUGCGCAUAUCUUUA
Molecule: messenger RNA, 527 nt
Organism: Postia placenta MAD-698-R-SB12
Lineage: Eukaryota; Fungi; Basidiomycota; Agaricomycetes; Polyporales; Adustoporiaceae
Exons: 4
Coding region: 27-422 (131 amino acids)
Biological process (GO): late endosome to vacuole transport via multivesicular body sorting pathway
Cellular component (GO): endosome; Vps55/Vps68 complex
Source: RefSeq, a predicted model, not a curated record